Messenger RNA from Trichoderma virens Gv29-8, 1071 nucleotides. RefSeq lists its product as uncharacterized. The record is from RefSeq and is a predicted model, not a curated record. The transcript has a single exon. The coding region runs from base 1 to 1071 and encodes 356 amino acids. NCBI's taxonomy places the organism in Eukaryota, Fungi, Ascomycota, Sordariomycetes, Hypocreales, Hypocreaceae.
AUGCCCGUCAAAAACUACGGCGUGUGGAAGGCAAAGCCUGUCAGUUACAAAUUUGAGACUGACUGGGAUGAUCCAAAAAGCCCACACCUAUAUCUAGUGUUUGACGACGGUAAAAUCAGGAAUGCAGAAGCAGCAAUUAACAUCAAGUCUGGUGAUCACAAAGACUCUCGUCUGGUGUACUGGCCAGUCUCUGCCUUAGACCACCCCAUUAUGAACGAACUUCAGGCAGUAAAAGAUGGAUUCCAUUCCCUUGAAGAGGGGUCGAGCGAUCUAAGACUCGACUACAUCCGGGGAAACAUGUUCCAGAAACAGGCAGGCAGACUCCUUCCCCACGAUAUCCCAGAGGAGAACAACGAUAUAAUUGAUGUCUUGGAGCCUAUUAUUAAGGAAGCCAUUUCCAGCAAGGCCACCAUCUACCUGUACGGCUCGCGCUUUAGUGACGGGAAUACCGGCAAAAAGGGUAUUCACAAUGUGCACAUGAAUCAGGGGAACUCGAAGAAAUAUGCGAGGGAUAACGGUGUCUACCAGGACGGAGGAUUUUUUAUACAGUUCAAGAACCAUUGGAAGGCCAUCUUCCUUGGCUUUGCCUCUCAAGCCGUCCACACCAACGAUGACGAUGGCUCCCCUAUCCCACCAAAUGGCUAUGAAACCUGGGCUGAUUUCUUGGAUCCAGAGGUCCCGGCUAGAACACGCGAAUCUAACGAACUGCAUGACUCGCCUGUCCUCAUCAGUCAGGCGUUGGUGAAUCCUGCCGGCCCGGAUAACCAACCUGGCACCAAGCCCGAGACCGUCUCUCUGACCAAUCGCACUACACAUACAGUCGAUCUCACCGGAUGGAAGGCCAUAAACCAAGCCGGCCAGUUCGAAGAGCUGCCAAAGGGUGCCAAGCUAGCCGCCAAGGAGGUGUCCAAGGAGUUCAAGGUCCCAAAUUGCCCGCUUUCAAACAAGGGCGGAGUGAUUACGCUUCUCAAUGCACAGGGCAGCAAGGUCCACGGCGUGAGCUACACGAGGGCGCAAGCGAAGUGGCAAGGCAACACGGUUCUCUUCAGACAACCGGGUGAGGUGUUUUAG